Drosophila mauritiana is the source of this 1455-nucleotide messenger RNA. RefSeq lists its product as uncharacterized. The record is from RefSeq and is a predicted model, not a curated record. The coding region runs from base 79 to 1311 and encodes 410 amino acids. The transcript has 4 exons. NCBI's taxonomy places the organism in Eukaryota, Metazoa, Arthropoda, Insecta, Diptera, Drosophilidae.
AUCAGUCUACACAAGACCGUCAUACUGGACGUAUACGUGUUCUGUUCGAUUUCAAAAUAGUAAUCCCGAUUAUCUACUAUGGCGUCUGGCAAAAUACCCGAUUGGGUCACCGCUGAACUGUUUGAAGAUGUUCUCAAAUCGAGUGUGGACGGGUAUUCGAAAGUGCGAAAUUUUAAAGCGGAAAUGGGAUCUGCGGCAGGUGACAACUACGCCACCAUUAUGUUGCGAGUUAACAUCGAAGUGGAGCUGCAGGAUGGCACCACCAAAGAGGUGUCAUACAUGGUCAAGCUGCCACAUCAGAUGGAAAUCUACAAGGAAAUGAUGAAGCACACCAACAUCUUCGAAAUCGAACGCACCAUGUACAAUCUGGUGGUUCCCGAGAUGGAGGCUCUUUAUAAGGCAGCCGGUGUGAAGGUCACGUUUGGAGCCCAGAGCUAUGAGCUAAAGAAUGCCCAGACCGAGUACAUAGCUCUGGAGGACCUGUGCAUCAAAGGAUUUAAGAACGCCAAUCGCCUCGAGGGUCUCGACCAAGCGCACACGGAGCGGGUUCUCCGGAAGUUGGCGCAGUGGCAUGCUGCAACGGCCGUAAGGGUGGCCACCAAGGGGCAGUAUCCGGAAAUCGUGCUGAGGGGAUUCUUCAAGGAGGAAAACAGGCCGAUGAUGAACGAUAUGAUGAACGGCAUGGGACAGGUUUUUGUCAAAUGCUGUAGCACCUACGAAGGUAACGAGGCGUAUAUAGAACAAGUCAAAGCUCUUAAGUCCGUGAUGAUAGACGAGUUAUUUAAGAUGUGCGUAGUCGAUCCCACGGAGUUCAACGCCCUGAACCACGGCGAUUCGUGGUCCAAUAACAUAAUGUUCCAGUACGAUGAGUCUGGCAAAAUCAAGGAGGUGUAUAUGGUUGACUUUCAGGUCUCGAAGUACGGCACUGUUGCUCAGGACUUGCUCUACUUCCUGAUUUCUUCCACAAGGCUGGAGGACAAGCUAAGCAAAUUCGAUUACUACAUUAAGGUGUACCAUGAUAACCUGGUGGAGCAUUUGAAAAUCCUUAAAUAUUCCAAGCCAUUGCCAAGCCUGCGAGAUAUCCAUAAGUCUCUGUACAAAUACGGAACUUUUGCAUACUCUGUGGCCACAGGUGUAAUGGCAGCCGUUCUCGUAGAUCCAACGGAGAACGCCAAUUUUGAGAACUUUGUUGGCGAUACCGCCGAGGGAGUGGACUUCCAGAUGAAAAUGUACAAUAAUCCCCGCUAUCGGAAGCACAUGCAGGCGAUCCUGCCCUGGCUGCUCAAUCGCGGUGCCCUGGACAUAAAUUAGGAAAUUAUUGAUUCCAUCAUAGGACAACACACUCCGACUUAGGUUAAAAAAAAACACUUUAUACAACUAACUGAGCUUGGUGCAGCCUACGCAUAAAGUAUUGUAAAUGUAUUAAAAUAAGGAAAUAAAAGUUUUUUAAAAACA